Molecule: messenger RNA, 735 nt
Organism: Sphaerodactylus townsendi
Lineage: Eukaryota; Metazoa; Chordata; Lepidosauria; Squamata; Sphaerodactylidae
Gene: PRDX5
Product: peroxiredoxin 5
Exons: 6
Coding region: 46-735 (229 amino acids)
Biological process (GO): cellular response to oxidative stress; cell redox homeostasis; hydrogen peroxide catabolic process
Cellular component (GO): cytoplasm; peroxisome; mitochondrion
Molecular function (GO): thioredoxin peroxidase activity
Source: RefSeq, a predicted model, not a curated record
CGCGGGAGGAGAAGGGUAGGAAAACUUCAAAGGCUGCAGGUUGCCAUGGCAGCUGUCACUCAGGCCAUUUCCAUGGUGACGGGGUGGAGAGGGGCGGGGGUGUUGUGCUGGUUGCACCGCUGGGGCACAAGUCCGGGCUCCCCCUUUGCAAGAGGCUUGACUGCUUCGUCCCAGGCGGUGGUCGUCCGACGCAGUUUUGGGUCCCGAGCAGCGGCCAUGGCGGCUCUGAAGGUUGGAGAUAAGCUCCCCAGCGUGGAAGUCUAUGAGGCAGACCCUGGCAACAAGGUGAACGUGGCCAGCCUCUUCAAAGGCAAGAAAGGGAUUCUUUUUGGAGUGCCCGGGGCAUUCACCCCUGGUUGUUCAAAGACCCACCUCCCAGGUUAUGUGGAGAAAGCAGGUCAGCUGAAAGGCAAAGGAGUGGAAAUCAUUGCCUGCCUCUCGGUCAACGAUGUCUUUGUCAUGAACGAGUGGGGGAAAGCUCAUCAGGCUGAGGGCAAGGUGCGGAUGUUAGCAGAUCCAACAGGGGCGUUUGGAAAGAUGGAAACCCUGAAGAGUCUGACAGACUCAACCGGUGACCUGUCUCCUACGGCCUGGGAGAAGAAGAGACAGCAGGGCCCCAAAGAAUGUUUCCUUCAGCUAGUCAGUGGCGACUUCCUUAUCCAUGUCAUGGAAAUAAUGUUCUUUGUGGAGAACCCCGGCACAGCCCUGCCACACCCCACACCGGCACACGCCUAG